GACAGUUGUGCCGAUAGGUUUCCACAUUUCCCGAUGAAAUACAAUUCCAUUUCAGAAACAGACACGUGGCUAACGGAAUUUGUUCAAAUUUGUAUUAAAUAGAUGUGUUUUGAACUUAUCUAGUGUUUUAAAAUGGCAUACCAUUUCGAUAGUGGACAGUUUAACAAGGAAUCGAUGCCGAAGAGAUUGGGAAAUUGGCAGGUCCCACGUUGGGCGCCAAGCCGCGCAAGGCCGGCCGAAAUGCGUCCCAAUCCGAAACCAAUAUGUGAUAUAAACGGCCGUUUCUUGCCGGGAGCUCCAAGGGGCACAUCCAGAUGCUUCGGCCACUACACCGGCACUUGGGACCUGCCGAGGAGGAUCACGAGGAAAGUUGCGGAAGAAUUAGCCAAGGAACCACCAGCGGGAAGGUUCCCAGAUUGGGUGAAUUUUCGUGUCCAGAGGCCCAAGGCGGCGGCAGCGGCGCGCAUGCGUACUGGGAAACGUGGGAAAGUAAAAGAGGAAAGCCAACCGAAAGAGGAUCAGAUGUUUAUUCCACGCCAAUGCCCAUUCCACAAACACAAGCGCAAAAAAUAGAAACACCGAAGACAAGGAGGCUAGAACUGCACGCAAAGUAGAAAUUUUCGUUUAAAUAUUAUUUUUAUAACGAUACUAUGAAAUUAAAAUUAUUUUUGCAAAAUCUUUCCAUGUCUGUGCCAAUAGGGAUC
This is a messenger RNA of Galleria mellonella (greater wax moth), 704 nucleotides long. Its product is annotated as protein Flattop homolog. Gene Ontology annotation, cellular component: ciliary basal body. Gene Ontology annotation, biological process: cilium organization. The record is from RefSeq and is a predicted model, not a curated record. NCBI's taxonomy places the organism in Eukaryota, Metazoa, Arthropoda, Insecta, Lepidoptera, Pyralidae. The transcript has 4 exons. The coding region runs from base 133 to 573 and encodes 146 amino acids.